This is a messenger RNA of Kuraishia capsulata CBS 1993, 1239 nucleotides long. RefSeq lists its product as uncharacterized. The coding region runs from base 1 to 1239 and encodes 412 amino acids. Gene Ontology annotation, biological process: cardiolipin acyl-chain remodeling; inner mitochondrial membrane organization. The record is from RefSeq and is a predicted model, not a curated record. The transcript has a single exon. NCBI's taxonomy places the organism in Eukaryota, Fungi, Ascomycota, Pichiomycetes, Pichiales, Pichiaceae. Gene Ontology annotation, molecular function: 1-acylglycerophosphocholine O-acyltransferase activity. Gene Ontology annotation, cellular component: mitochondrial membrane.
AUGUCCUUUCAGAGUGUUUUGAAGAGCGGUGACGAGUUCCUGUCCGAAUACAGGCCUCCGUCUACAAACUCGAGAUUGUUCAACUACCUCUCUCAGAUAACAUGUGUGGCUGUGAUUGCUGGGUCCAAGUUGAUAGUUAAUAUGGUAUAUGAUCCACAGAUAACAGGACUUGAGAAACUUGAUGCGGCUUUGGCGCGUGCGAGGCGGGAAAACAGAGGCUUGAUAACUAUCAUGAACCACAUGUCCGUGGCCGAUGAUCCGUUUCUAUGGGCCACUCUUCCAUGGAGAUACUACAAAGACGUCGAUGACAUUCGCUGGGGACUUGGAGCCGCCAAUCUUUGUUUCAGCAACAAAGUUUUGAGCACGUUUUUCACGCUGGGAAAGGUGUUGAAGACUGAGAGAUUUGGCAGAGGUCCUUUCCAAGGAUCUCUUGAUGCUGCCGUUAGAUUACUCUCGCCUGACGACACGUUGUCGUUGGCGUUUCAGCCAGGUCAGCAGAAUCAAAGUCUGAAAUGGUAUUCACCAUUGUGGAAAAUAUUGCGCACUAAUCAGAGUUCCGCGUUAUCAGUCGAAGCUAAGAAGCUGCUUGGCUAUGGAUUGCAACAGGACUACGUGCAGCCCAUACUCAGAAGAAAGACCUCCUGGGUCCAUAUUUUCCCAGAGGGAUACGUUGCCCAGUUGGAGCCUCCACAUUCGAAUUCCAUGAGAUACUUCAGAUGGGGUACCUCCAGACUCAUUCUCGAGCCAACCGUGGCCCCAAUUGUGGUUCCCAUAUUCUCCCAGGGCUUCGAGCUCAUAUAUCCGGAGUCAAGUGCUGAGGAUGGAAUGGACAGGUUCUUCCCUCAGAAUAGAGGGGCUCAUAUUCGCAUCACCGUGGGCGAUCCCGUUGACGAUUCUGUGAUCGCUGGGUUCAGAGAAAAGUGGAACCAACUAUGCCACAAAUACUACGACAGAGAGUCACCAGGCCAAAUGUCAGAAGAGCUCAAGUUCGGCAAGGAAGCGCGGGCUUUGAGGGCAAAUGUCAGCUCUUUCCUGCGGAACUUGGUCUCCGACUUGAGAACUUCAACUGGUCUACGGGCUGAGGAUCCUCGUCUCAAGACUCACGAAUUUUGGCAUGCAUACACUCAUAGCAAAGGUGUUAGCAGCCCUGAUGUGAAAUUUAUUGGUAAGAACUGGGCUAUCAAGGAAUACCAGAAAAACGUUAAAGACUACGACGAAUUCGGCAACGAGAUUAGCUGA